AUGAUUUUUUUUCUUAACAUUCUUUCUUUCUUUCUUUGUUUCUUCCUUCCUUUCUUUCUUCCUUUCUUUCUAUACCUUUCUUCCUCUCACUCUUUCUUUCUUAGAAAAAUAUCUUUCUUUCUUUCUUUUUUUGUUCAUUCUCUCUUCGUUCUUUCUUUUUUCUUUCUUUCUUCUUUCUUUUUUCUUUCUUCUUUCUUUUUUUCUUUCUUUUUUCUUUGUUUCUUUGUUUCUUUCUUUCUCUCUCGCGACACUGCUUUAUUUUUCCUUUUUUCUUUCUAUAUUUCUUUCUUUUUUUACUUUUCUUUUUGUCAAUCUUUUCUUUCUUUUUCUUUUCUUUUCUUAUUUUUCUCUCUUUCUUUCUUACGCUAUAUUUCUUUUUUUAGAAAAAAUAUUCAUUUUCAUCUUUUUCUUACACUUUUCUUUUUCUUUUCUUUCUUUUUCUUUUCUUUCUUUCAUCCUUUCUUUCUUUCUUCGUUCGACCUCAUUCUCUCACCUUCAUUUUCAUUCGCUUUAUUUUUUAUCUCUUGUCCAUUUCCGCUUAUUCUUCUUUUACUUUUGUCAUUCUUCUUCUUGUUCAUUCAACUGUCUUUUUCGUUUUUCAUUUUCUUUAUUCAGUCUUCUUAUUUUUGCUUUUUGUCUAUCCAUGCUUCAUCUUCUUGUUUCAUUCGCGCGUCUUUUUCUUUAUACACUCUUUUUCUGCUUCAUUUUUGUUCGUUCGUUCGUUCUUCAAUCAGGCCACUUAUUCUUUAUUCAACCUUCUUCAUUCAGUUUUUUUUUUCAUCAGUUAAUUUUCUUUCUUCUUCAUUCAAGGUACUUCUUCAUUCAAGUUUUUUUCUUUCUUCAUUCAUAUUCCUUUUUUUCUUCAUUCACACUUUUUCAUUGUUCCCGCUUCUUCUUCCUUCAAACUUUUACUUUUUCGUUCCUUCUUCUUCUUCUUCUUUGUUCAUGCUUCUUAUUCAUUUUCUUAAUUCGGCCUUCUUAUUUUUCUUCUUGUUCAUUCAUCCACAUUUUUUCAUUCAACUAUUUUUCAUUCUACCUCUCUCUUCAGUUUUCUUUUUUCAUCAGUUACUUGUUUUUAGUGCUUCUUCCUUUCAUCAUUCACCUUAUUAUUCCUCAUCCACAUUUUUCUUCUGUCCUGCUUCAUCUUUUAUUUCUUCAUUCACGAUUCUUUUUCUUCGUUAUUCACUGUUUUUACUCUUUCUCCUUUGUUAUUAUUAUCUUUCCUUCGUCGUUUUUCUUCUUUUUCUUUCACUCGCUAUUCACCUUUUUUCCCGAUCAUCUCCUCUCUCCAUUUUUAAUUUUUCUGUUCUUCUUUUUUUCCUUUUUCCUUUCGAUUUCCUUUUUUUUUUAAAAUAUCGCUUUGUUGCUAUUGUUCAUCUUAUUUUUUUUCAAUCAACUUUUAUUCUCUUUCAAAUUUCUUUCUUUUCAUUUGUCUUCUAUGUUCUUUUUCUUCUCUUCAUUCACCCGCUUCUUUUUUGUUUUACCUGCUUUUAUUCUUUCCUUCUCCUCUUCCUUCUUCUUCGUUGUCAUUGUCGUUGUUGUCUUAUUUGUCUAAUUACUUUUUGCUCCCUUCCGACAUCUUUCGCCUCGUUAUUAUCGUUGUCGUGUCCUUUUCAUUUUACUCCUCUUUUUAUCCAAUCUAUUCAUCUAUCUAUCUAUCUAUCUGUAUCUUUAUUUCUUUUUUACUAUCUUCCUCUUUUCUUAUCAUCCCUUACUCUUCUUCAUUCACACUUCCUUUAUUUCAUUUCUUCAUUAAAUCUUAUUUUUCUUCUUCUUCUUCAUUCACACAUUUUUUUCAGCCUUCCUCGUCCAUGUUUCUUCAUUUAUUCUUCUUUUGCGUCAUUCAAUAUUUUUCACCCCAUUUUACACUUCAUUCUCCUACUCUUUCUUUUUUUCGUUCUUUCUUUCUUUUUUUAUAACUUUUUGCUCUUCUUGUUUUUUUCUUUCUUUUCGCCGCUAUCCACUAUUCCACCGUGCCUCUCUCUCUCUCCCUCUCUCUCUCUCUUUCUCUCUCUCUUUCUCUCUCUCUCUGUCUCUCUCAAGAUUACCCUGAAGAUCUGUUUAGGGGAAUUAAUAUUUAAAAGUUGGAGUAUUAUCUAUUUAAUCCUAACCUUGUCUUUUUCUUUUUAUCUCAAUCUAUCUAUCUAUCUAUCUAUCUAUCUAUCUAUCUAUCUAUCUAUCUAUCUAUCUAUCUCAAUCUGUCUGUCUAGCUAUCUCAAUCUAUCUAUCUCAGUCUAUCUAACUCAACAUCUCCUCAGUGCAUAA
Messenger RNA from Acanthosepion pharaonis, 2265 nucleotides. The record is from the annotation of a GenBank genome assembly. Lineage: Eukaryota; Metazoa; Mollusca; Cephalopoda; Sepiida; Sepiidae.